UAAUCUUGAGUAAUAAUUUCUGUCAAAAAAGCAAGUGAAAAGUGCACAAACAGCAUACACAUACACACACUCCAACACAAAUCGUGUCCGUGUGCAGAAAAGAAGAAGCAAAACACUUCCCGAAAGCUCGACCGGAAAAGCAAAGAGAGCAACAUCCCACCACCACCAGGGCCAUAAGGGGGCAGGAUGGCAUUCAGCGUGCUGAACACGGUGGCGAAGCGCACCGCCGCGAACGUUUAUGUAACCGGCGGCGGGCUGCUGAAAAAUGUCGCCGCUUUAUGUAACGGGCAGCAGCCGGCCCGGUCCGCCGGCAAGUGGUUCCCGGACGAGCAGUUCAUCGACCAGUUCAAGGGGCCGGUCAUGUACCCGGACGAGGUGACGUCCCGCUGGAAGCUGCCGCCGUGGAACAGCAAGAUUGCGCCGGUUGAGAAGACGGUGCGCAACCUGAGCCUCAACUUUGGACCGCAGCACCCAGCCGCCCACGGCGUACUGCGGCUGGUGCUCGAGCUGGACGGCGAGACGGUGAUGCGGGCGGAUCCGCACAUCGGGCUGCUGCACCGCGGCACCGAGAAGCUGAUCGAGUACAAGACGUACACGCAGGCGCUGCCGUACUUCGACCGGCUCGACUACGUGUCGAUGAUGUGCAACGAGCAGUGCUACUCGCUCGCGGUCGAGAAGCUGCUCAACAUCGACAUCCCGCUGCGGGCCAAGUACAUCCGCGUGCUGUUCGCGGAGAUCACGCGCAUCCUGAACCACAUCAUGGCGGUCGGUACGCACGCGCUGGACGUCGGCGCCCUCACGCCCUUCUUCUGGCUGUUCGAGGAGCGCGAGAAGAUGAUGGAGUUUUACGAGCGCGUGUCGGGGGCGCGCAUGCACGCCGCCUACAUCCGGCCGGGCGGCGUAUCGCAGGACCUGCCGCUCGGGCUGCUGGACGACAUCUACGAGUUUGCGUCCAAGUUCGGCGAGCGGCUGGACGAGGUGGAGGACGUGCUGACGACCAAUCGCAUCUGGGUGCAGCGUACCGUCGACAUCGGCGUGGUGUCGGCCGAGGACGCACUGAACUACGGCUUCAGCGGCGUGAUGCUGCGCGGUUCCGGCAUCAAGUGGGACCUGCGCAAAUCGCAACCGUACGACGCGUACGAUCUGGUCGAGUUCGACGUGCCGAUCGGCACCAAGGGCGACUGCUACGAUCGCUACCUGUGCCGAGUGGAGGAGAUGCGCCAGUCGCUCCGCAUCAUCGACCAGUGUCUGAACCAGAUGCCGGCGGGCGAGAUCAAGACGGACGACGCGAAGCUGACGCCGCCGUCCCGCGGCGAGAUGAAGCACUCGAUGGAGGCGCUGAUCCACCACUUCAAGCUGUUCACGCAGGGAUACCAGGUGCCGCCGGGCGCCACCUACACCGCGGUCGAGGCGCCGAAGGGCGAGUUCGGGCUGUACGUCGUGUCGGACGGCUCGAGCCGGCCGUACCGGUGCAAGAUCAAGGCGCCCGGGUUCGCCCAUCUGGCCGCGCUCGACAAGAUCGGCCGCCACCACAUGCUCGCGGACGUGGUCGCCAUCAUCGGCACGCUGGACGUCGUGUUCGGCGAGAUCGAUCGCUAAGCCGCAGCGGCCUUAGCGUGUAGGAAAGGAGAAAUGUAUCCCGUUUCUUUUUUUGUUUUGUUCCGUUGUUAUCUCUAGAGCAUACAAUUUUGAUUCAAUCGACCCUUGCAAUGCGGGAAUGCGAAAACGCAAAAAAAAACCUGCGACGCACCUACAAACACCCAAUUGAUUGGGGCAAACACGGGGAGUGGAAGUAGGAGGAUAACGAACACAAAGCAAAAACACACACACACACUCUCGAUGAUAUCCACACAAACAUACCACGCCCCCUGUUUGGUGCUGUAAACCCACGAGUUAUUACUGUAAAAGGAGAAUAAAUAAUUAAAAAGCCUUAAAAUCA
Molecule: messenger RNA, 1939 nt
Organism: Anopheles coluzzii
Lineage: Eukaryota; Metazoa; Arthropoda; Insecta; Diptera; Culicidae
Product: NADH-ubiquinone oxidoreductase 49 kDa subunit-like
Exons: 2
Coding region: 187-1599 (470 amino acids)
Biological process (GO): mitochondrial electron transport, NADH to ubiquinone
Molecular function (GO): NADH dehydrogenase (ubiquinone) activity; NAD binding; quinone binding
Source: RefSeq, a predicted model, not a curated record